Phodopus roborovskii (desert hamster) is the source of this 3198-nucleotide messenger RNA. It is a transcript of the gene Slitrk5, whose product is annotated as SLIT and NTRK like family member 5. NCBI's taxonomy places the organism in Eukaryota, Metazoa, Chordata, Mammalia, Rodentia, Cricetidae. The transcript has 2 exons. Bases 317 to 3193 code for a protein of 958 amino acids. Gene Ontology annotation, biological process: positive regulation of synapse assembly; axonogenesis; regulation of presynapse assembly. Gene Ontology annotation, molecular function: protein binding. Gene Ontology annotation, cellular component: membrane. The record is from RefSeq and is a predicted model, not a curated record.
GGCGGAGCAGCCCCGGGGCCAGCAGCAGCUUCCCUCGCCCCCUCACUACCAUGUACAGUGUGCGCUGCAAGAAGAAGGCGGGCGAUGCACGCACACCCUCGAGCCCCGCUCCCUCCGGCUCGUCCCGGGGCGUGCGCCACUGACCAGGGGGGGAAUGUGGUGAAGACGGCGAGCCGGAGAGACUAGGGGGGAGGGGAGGGCCGGCCCGCGCAAUCCCAGGCCGGAGGGUGCCGGGAGCCUGAGGCGGCUGGAGGGGGCGGCUGCCAUCGCUGGGUCGGAGAAAGUUGCCCUCGGUGCAGAUGGGAACAGAGGUAAAAUGCACCUUUGCUGCCCCCCAGUAACUUUGGAACAGGACCUUCACAGAAAAAUGCAUAGCUGGAUGCUGCACACUCUAGCGUUUGCUGUAACAUCUCUCGUGCUUUCCUGUGCAGAAACCAUCGAUUAUUAUGGGGAAAUCUGUGACAAUGCAUGUCCUUGUGAGGAAAAGGAUGGCAUUUUAACUGUGAGCUGUGAAAACCGGGGAAUCAUCAGUCUCUCUGAAAUUAGCCCUCCUCGGUUCCCUAUCUAUCACCUCUUGUUGUCUGGGAACCUUCUGAACCGUCUCUAUCCCAAUGAGUUUGUCAAUUACACUGGGGCUUCAAUUUUACAUUUGGGAAGCAAUGUUAUCCAAGACAUCGAGACUGGGGCUUUCCAUGGGCUGCGGGGUUUGAGGCGACUUCAUCUAAACAAUAACAAACUAGAGCUUCUUCGGGAUGACACCUUCCUUGGCUUGGAGAACUUAGAAUACCUGCAGGUCGAUUACAAUUACAUCAGUGUCAUUGAACCCAAUGCUUUUGGGAAACUGCAUAUGUUGCAGGUGCUCAUCCUCAAUGACAAUCUCUUGUCAGGUUUACCCAACAAUCUUUUCCGUUUUGUGCCCUUAACGCAUUUGGACUUGCGGGGGAACAGACUGAAGCUUCUGCCCUAUGCCGGGUUGUUGCAACACAUGGAUAAGGUUGUGGAAUUACAGCUGGAGGAAAAUCCCUGGAAUUGCUCCUGUGAACUGAUUUCUCUCAAGGACUGGCUAGACAGCAUCUCCUACUCAGCCCUCGUGGGUGAUGUGGUCUGCGAGACCCCCUUCCGUUUACACGGCAGGGACUUGGAUGAGGUAUCCAAGCAGGAACUUUGUCCAAGGAAACUUAUUUCUGACUAUGAGAUGAGGCCACAGACUCCUUUAAGCACCACGGGGUAUUUACAUACCACCCCAGCAUCUGUGAAUUCUGUGGCCACUUCUUCCUCUGCUGUUUACAAACCCCCCUUGAAGCCUCCUAAGGGGACCCGCCAGCCCAACAAACCCAGAGUGCGCCCUACAUCGAGGCAGCCCUCUAAAGACUUGGGCUACAGUAACUAUGGCCCCAGCAUAGCCUACCAGACCAAAUCCCCGGUGCCUUUGGAGUGUCCUGCCGCAUGCACUUGCAACCUCCAGAUCUCUGAUCUGGGCCUCAAUGUCAACUGCCAAGAGCGGAAGAUCGAGAGCAUAGCAGAGCUGCAGCCCAAGCCCUACAAUCCCAAGAAAAUGUACCUAACGGAGAACUACAUCACUGUUGUGCGCAGAACAGAUUUCCUGGAAGCCACCGGACUGGACCUCCUUCACCUGGGUAACAACCGUAUCUCCAUGAUCCAGGACAGGGCCUUUGGGGAUCUCAGCAACCUGAGACGUCUCUAUCUGAAUGGCAACAGGAUUGAGAGGCUGAGCCCAGAGUUGUUCUAUGGCCUGCAGAGCCUGCAGUAUCUCUUCCUCCAGUACAAUCUCAUCCGCGAGAUCCAGUCUGGGACUUUCGAUCCAGUCCCAAACCUCCAGCUGCUAUUCUUGAACAACAACCAACUGCAGGCCAUGCCUUCGGGUGUCUUCUCUGGCCUGACUCUUCUCAGGCUAAACCUGAGGAGCAACAGCUUCACCUCCUUGCCAGUGAGUGGAGUUUUGGAUCAGCUGACUUCUCUCAUCCAAAUCGAUCUUCAUGACAAUCCGUGGGAUUGUACCUGCGAUGUGGUGGGCAUGAAGCUGUGGAUUGAGCAACUCAAAGUGGGGGUGUUAGUGGAUGAAGUGAUCUGUAAGGCGCCCAAGAAAUUCGCCGAGACCUACAUGCGCUCCAUCAAGUCGGAACUGCUGUGUCCAGACUAUUCUGACGUAGUGGUUUCCACGCCCACACCCUCUUCCAUCCAGGUACCAUCCAGAACCAAUGCAGCCACGCCGGCUGUGAGGUUGAACGGCACUGGGGCCCCCGCGGGCUUGGGUGCUGGCUCCGGGGCUUCCUCGGUGCCUUUAUCCGUGUUGAUCCUCAGCCUGCUGCUGGUUUUCAUCAUGUCUGUCUUCGUGGCAGCAGGCCUCUUCGUGCUCGUCAUGAAACGCAGGAAGAAGAACCAGAGCGACCACACCAGCACCAACAACUCCGACGUGAGCUCUUUUAACAUGCAGUACAGCGUGUAUGGGGGUGGAGGCGGCGGCGGGGGCGGCCACCCACACGCCCACGUGCACCACCGCGGACCGGCGUUGCCCAAGGUGAAGACUCCCGCGGGCCACGUGUAUGAAUACAUCCCUCACCCACUGGGCCACAUGUGCAAAAACCCCAUCUACCGGUCUCGAGAAGGCAACUCCGUGGAGGAUUACAAAGACCUGCACGAGCUCAAGGUCACCUACAGCAGCAACCAUCACCUGCAGCAGCAGCAGCAGCCACCGCUGCCGCAGCAGCCCCAGCAGCAGCCCCCUCCGCAGCUGCAGCUGCAGCCGGGGGAGGAGGAGAGGAGGGAAAGCCACCACUUGCGGAGCCCCGCCUACAGCGUCAGCACCAUCGAGCCCCGAGAGGACCUACUGUCGCCGGUGCAGGACGCCGAUCGCUUUUACAGGGGCAUUUUAGAGCCAGACAAACACUGCUCCACAAGCCCUGCCGGCAGCAGCCUCCCGGAAUACCCCAAGUUCCCAUGCAGCUCGGCUGCUUACACUUUUUCCCCAAACUAUGACCUGCGACGCCCCCACCAGUAUUUGCACCCGGGGGCAGGGGACAGCAGGCUGCGGGAACCGGUGCUCUACAGCCCUCCCGGUGCUGUCUUUGUAGAACCGAACCGGAAUGAGUAUCUGGAGUUAAAAGCAAAAUUAAAUGUUGAGCCGGACUACCUCGAAGUGCUGGAAAAACAGACCACAUUCAGUCAGUUCUAAAAAAA